Belonocnema kinseyi is the source of this 1566-nucleotide messenger RNA. RefSeq lists its product as uncharacterized. NCBI's taxonomy places the organism in Eukaryota, Metazoa, Arthropoda, Insecta, Hymenoptera, Cynipidae. The transcript has 3 exons. The record is from RefSeq and is a predicted model, not a curated record. The coding region runs from base 695 to 1003 and encodes 102 amino acids.
AUUGUGAAAUGCUAAUGAAGAUCAAGAUGAAGAACUUCAAAGUUCAUCUACGAAUUUGACGACUUUUCUACUCCAGCUUUCUACUCCAGCUCAGAGUACCCUAUAAUCAAAGAUCCAAGAUCUAGAAGGUGCGCUUAAUUUUGAGAUACAAAAGCGCGAUGCAGGUAUUGGAGACACGACGAAUCGACAACGUACAAGGAGCUCAAACUUGAUCUUGAGGAUCAAAAAUUAAAACUGCGAAUUCCAAAGCAAAGUGCAGAAAGGCAGCGGAACUUAAGAAAGGAACGAAGCACUCGUUUAAACGCAAUUUGUAGUGAAGACGAGAAUGCAAUUCACAAGUUGAAAAUUAAAGGCAAACCAGGAAGUCCCAGCGUAGAGACCGAUCAGCCUGAACUUCUGAAAGCUAUUGUAGACAUAGCAUUGCACGGAGCCUAUUUGGAUGUUGUCAGUAGAUGGCGGACCAGAAGAAAAUCCUAGAUAUGAGAAAGUUAUCACUCACGGGAUCAAGCAUUUUAAAGAUAUGAAUCUAGUUGAUCUUUUUAUAUUCACGAAUGCACCAGGAAGAAGUGCCUUCAAUCGUGUGGAAAGAAGGAUGGCUCCACUCAGCAGAUAGCUUUCUGGCCUUGUUAUUCCUCACGAUCUCUUUGGAACGCAUUUAAAUGACCAAGGUGUUACUGUUGAUGAAGACCUACAAAUGCAAAAUUUUGAUUACGCCGGAAACAUUCUAUGCGAGAUACGGAGUCAAAUGGAAAUUGACGGACAUUUCGUGACUGCGGAAUAUAUUUCUCCGUCAGUUGAAUUAAUGCAAAUCCCAGAACUUCCCAGUUUAGAUUGGUACUACCGUCAUGUUUUUGAGAGUCAGUAUUGCUUACAGAUCAUAAAAUGCGGAAAAACUCACUGCUGCCCUGAAUUCAGAAGUAAUCUGAAAUCAGUGCUUACUGAAGGAUACAUGCCGCCCCCAUAUCCAUUGAAGCAAACUCCAUCAGGUUUGAUGAUACCAUAACCUGAAAAUCAGACAGAAGCGAAAUUCACUCCUCUUCUGUUGCGUUUAUCAUUGAAUAUGAAACCAGAACAAGGGCAAUUUCCAAUCUUGUCAUAUGUUUUUUACUGCGCCUUAAUCCAGAAGCAUCUUACUAGCAGAGUUUGUAAAUUCUGUGGCUAUUACACUUCAUCUAAGAAAGGCGCUUUGAAGCAUCGAAAGGCCAUGUACCCCCGCGGCGCACCAAUUGAAAGUCUCGAUCACGAUAUCGAGAAAAUUCAGGAUCAGUCAACGCUGAAGCAAGAAGGUUCCGUACCAAUUAUUUCGUUCUUGAACGAUUGGUUACAAAACACAUGGACAGAAGCCCCAGAUGGAGCAGACAUACAAAUUUAAUUUACUAAAAGAAUUAUGAAUAUCAUUCGGUACAGAACAGUUUUUUAGGCAGAAUAGUUGAAGUGUUUUUAUUUCUAGGUCUAUAUACAUCUUCUGUAAAUGUUGAUUACAUAUUUAAAAGUAUUGAUAUGUAGAACUUUUCACCUGCAAAGCAUGUAUCAUCUUAUACAAUAAAAAUUUCCAUCAAUUUCCAG